This is a messenger RNA of Athene cunicularia (burrowing owl), 8627 nucleotides long. It is a transcript of the gene TMEM240, whose product is annotated as transmembrane protein 240. Lineage: Eukaryota; Metazoa; Chordata; Aves; Strigiformes; Strigidae. The transcript has 4 exons. The coding region runs from base 1 to 672 and encodes 223 amino acids. The record is from RefSeq and is a predicted model, not a curated record.
AUGGGCCGAGUGGCCCCCCCCCUGCCUGCAUCCCUUGGCCUGUGCACCCCGGUGUGUGUAUGCGUGUGUGUGCAUGUGUGUGCGCCCCGUGAAACACCAAAGAUUAUUUUCUUUGUGACUGCUUCAGUCUUUGGCAAUCAAACUAGAGUCAAUGUUUUAUUCCAUCAUCCAGAGUUGACCAGAUGCCUUGGUUAUGGGCUCUUACAGGCAAUAGCUUGCUUGAUGGACAUGAAUGCGUUGUUGGACAGAUUUCACAAUUACAUCUUACCGCAUCUGAGAGGGGAAGACCGAGUUUGUCACUGCAACUGUGGAAGGCAUCAUGUCCAUUAUGUUAUUCCGUAUGAUGGGGAUCAGUCAGUGGUGGACUCCUCGGAGAAUUACUUUGUGACUGACAAUGUAACCAAGCAAGAGAUUGAUCUGAUGCUGGGACUUUUGCUGGGCUUUUGUAUAAGCUGGUUUCUGGUGUGGAUGGAUGGGGUUCUCCAUUAUGCAGUGCGAGCCUGGAGAACUAGCCGACGGUAUGACAAUUCCUGGUCAUGGAUUCCAAAAUUUUGUAACUUAAAGGAGUUCAGAAAACGUCACCACAGGCAGUACGAGGAGGCGACUGGGAACAUGGUGCACAUCAAACAGAAGCUGUACCAUAACGGGCACCCUAGCCCACGGCACCUCUGAGGAAUGUCUUCCCCUCCAAGAGACUGCAGUGAGGUUUUAAAAAGGACUUUGCUCUUCUUCCAGGGGAACAGCUACUAGUUUGCUCCUCUGUGGAAGCCAGCCGAGGACACAAUUUUACUUACCCAUCCUGUGUGUCCCUGUGGCACACCACGAUGCACAACUAAGCCAGUCCUGGAUGCUACGCAGCCAAGACUUUGCACUGUGUUCCACAUUUUAUUGUCAGACUUGUGUAUAUAUGUAAAAAAGCAGACAAACAAAAACGAGAAAAAAGAGAUUUGCAUUAUACUUUCAACCCCCCCCUUUUCCUGGCAUUCACGGCUGUCCUGCACAUCCAGCUGCCCUACGGGGAAUGUUGGCCAAGGGUAUGGAGGUGGGACAACAUGAAGAAGUUGCAGAGUUGUUCAUCCAAGAGCUCAAGUCCCCCGUUUCUUUGGUCCGUUGGCUUGGUCUUGCUCUGCUCUGUUCCUUCCGUUGCUAGAAUGGCUUGGCUGGUCACAGGUUUGGAUGGGGACUGCUGCCAGCUGGUUUUGGAGGCACAGUGUCCCUUUUGCUUUGGUUCAUGUCUUUGGGAGUUGCUGUGGGGGAAGGAAGACCUGGGAGUAGAUAACUGAUUUGUUGUUUGCAUUGCUAUACACUGAAACCUGCCUUAAGCAAGCCAAGAAAUCUCAGUACCAGGGGAACAGCACAAGAAGGGAUCAGUCCCAGUAACAGGGCUGGUGCUGGCUGGUGUUCGCCACUUUUAUACUGGUGGGACCUUGCUGAAGCCAGUGCUGUUACUCUUCACUAAUGCCGGGGAGUUGCUCCUGAUAGGAGAGGAGAAGUGUAUCGAGUUGACCGGUGUUAGAUCUGACUUGUACCCUGAUCAUACCCCCCUGCUGCAUCAACCCCACCCUCGCCUGGCAGGAAAGGAGCUGCUCUCCCCUUCUUCUCAGAGGGUGAGCCCGACCCCCUGAUUAAUACCCCCUAGAAACACCGACGAGGCAGCGAGAGGCUCCUGGUAACAGUCCCGCUCCUCCUGCACGUGCACAGCCACCUCGCUCCUUGUGUUACUGCUCUGAGCUGAGCACCUCAGCAGCAGCCUGGGCUUGGCUUGAGGAACACAGAGAGAUGUGGGCCUGAAGCCAAACUCAUCGACAGAGUCAAACGUCCUAAUGAUGGGUUGAACCAAGGUACGAGGAUGCUCUAACGUGGUUUUUUUUUUCCCUUCGCUUCCCCUGGUCACAGCUCAGCUGUGGGUUUCGAGACAGCUCUCAGGUGUCUGCAACCAACCUCCAGAGGCAGAGCCCUCCUUCACUUCCAGAGCUGCCCGAAGGGCUUGAUAAAGCCCGUGUGCACCCAGGCAGCACAGUGGUAUCCAAUUCCAGUAGAAGUCAUUUUUUUUUUUGGCUGCGGGAGUGAAGCAAAUGGGCCCAGAGCGCUCUGCUUUUGCACGUGCUGGGCUGUGGUCAGCAGCAGCCCUGCCAGCUGCAGCGGGGAGAGAGCGAUUUUUGUUGAGAGGAAUAAGGCAGGGAGACACGAGCUAGCCCCAAGAAUUUAAGGUGGUAGCCCUGUAUCCUAAUCAUUUCUCCUUCAUUCAUCAUUUUGUAUUGAGUGGGCUUGUGCUUAAAUGGGAAAAAAACCAUCCAGAACAAAGGGACAAUGAAUAUUAUCAGAAACUGCUGUUUUCUUCUAUGGAUUCCUUGACGCUGCCAGUGGCCUCCUCUUGUUUGAUUGCAAUGUCUGUGAAGGGAAAAGGACACCAUGACUCCCUGCUCUUUUCCUCCCUGGUUCAGCUUUUGUGUCUUUUUUUUUUUUUUUUCCUUUUAUCCCCCCUAUUGUUUCCCAUGCCCAGGAUCAGUUCAGUUAUUCACAAGCCCAAGAGCCACACCCCCCCGUUUCCCUGCCAUUCCUACCUUUGCUAUUCCCUAGUGCCUCUUGUCUUGGAGCCCCAGUUUCUGUCUGGGCCUAAAUAAUUGCCUGGUCUAUCCUUCUGUCUGCUUGACUGUCUGUCAUUCCGGACUUCCUCUGGUUGGAAUGUCUUCAGCCACCUGUUAGUAACUAAAGAAGGACUUUUCCUUAAGCAGCUCCUUUCCAAGGCACGCGGCUUCGCACGCUCCCUCACUGUAUGAGCUUUGUGCGUUUGACCAUGCGGACUCAUCCUCGAGCGGUGUAAGAUGCUCACUUCAGUGGAGUGUUCCUCAGCCUGGGCCAGCUGAGAGCUGGCCAAACAGCUGUUCUGGUUGCCCUUGGGGGACGGCACAUGCUUAACUGACAGCCAAGAAUAGGUACUGUGAAACAGGGACACGUCACGGACGUGUCUUCAGAUGGGACAACAUUUUGUAGGGGAGAAAAUUCCAUCAUGAUAGGGACAAAUACUGAGUCGCUGGAACUAGUUAUGGGGGGAAAAAAAGCACUUUAAAUAAUCUUUCCACUUGGAGCCUCUCGCAAGAGCGACUUAAGGCAGUGACUAAACUCAGACUGACUUAAAAGUCUGGUUCUGCCCUGCCUGAGCAACUGACCUUAGUUGAAAUAUCAUUAAAUAUGAAACUUAGACCUGGAAAGAGUGGAGUGAUGGCUCACACUGAUUAAGUCUGAUCCCCACCAGAAUUUCAGAAGAAUAUGAGCCUCUGGAAGAAGAAAAAAAAAAAAAAAAAAAAAAAAAAAAGUCCUACAUGGUUCAUAGACCCAUUAAGAACAGACUUUUUUUUUUUUUUUUUUAAUCUGCUGUGUUUGCAGCUAUUACCUUGUGAGCCUAUCUCCUGUUUACACUUAGCUAAAAAAUAAAACAAUACUCUCAGUGCAAUUAAAUUUCCUGGGAAAAAUUCACUGGUCUUAAAACCAAGGAAACCAGAAAUACCCUCAUAGAGCAAGGUUUGUCCCAGCACACACUAAACCAGUGGGAUUAAUCCUAGGCCUUUGAUGCUCAUCCUUAACAAACAAGGGACAAAGUUCCUUCCCAUGGGGUAAUUCCAGGUCCUAUUGCUGACCCGUGAGAUCUGGUGCACCUUCUGUGCAGGGGCGAUUUCAGAGAGAGAUGCGAGGUCAGCCUGCUGGUGUGAGAUGCCUUUUUUCCUCCGAGCCUAAGAAGCUCCUGUAGAUUUGACCCUACGUAACAGAGCUCAGAACGUGCCUGUUGCUGAGCCUCACACACCAAGGAACCUGCAGUGGGGAGACCCCCCUGCGCAGCAGCAGCCCAGGUCCCGCGUGCCGUUUAACCCACGGGGGUGUGCGAAUACCGACUGUUGUUCCCAACAGCCAAGUGUCUGCCACGUCUCCUCUCUGGGGAACACACUUACGAGCCCCCCAGUACCCCGAGAAGCAGCAGGUAGAAGAGGCAGCUGUGUGUUGAGUAUUGCAGAACCCCAGUACCAGCCUAUCGCCCCACGCAGCACCUGCGCGCUCUGCCUGACAUCAGCACUUUCGUCCCUGUCCUGUCGCCUCAGCGGGCUCUGCUCCAGGCAGGAGCCUUACCAACAGUGUCUGACUUCGUGGUCUCUCGUUCCUCUGUCCAAGUGAGGUUGCUACUGUUGCUCGCAGCUCAGUUGUCUGUAAAGUCUGCAAAGUCCGCCGUUGCGCUGUCGUCUUCUCCCGUGCAUGUGUUCGUUCUGCUUUUGUCUGGUUGUGGGGGUGUUUUCUCCUUGUUUAAUUGUCUGAGAUGUACUAGUGUUGACUUGUUUGUUGUUCUCUUGCCUCUGAUCCAGUCUCCACAACCCCCCCCCUCAAAAAAAAACAAAAACCCACAACCAAAAAAACCCACAGAUUGAAACAACACAACCCAAACCCAGCAACAACCCCAAACAAAAAAAAAGGGUUCAGUUGGGAGAAAGCGACUUUGGCAUCAGGGAGUUGACACAACAAGGUCAGGGCUAGGCAAGAUACCGCUCAGAACCUGUGGAAGAGAAAACACGGGGUGGCAAAGCUUGCAGCUGGCAGCUGUGUCUGCAGUGGCAGCGCUGUAGGGACAAAGGAGUGGGAAGUGUGCACCGUGUCUUAACGCUCAUCCACCAGAUGCUUUGAGGGAGGCUUCUGCAGGAUUAAGAUAGUGGGGGGAAUUUUGUGCUGCCUCAGGAGGGGCUAUUUUUAGAGCAGACACAGAGCUUAAAACUCUUAGGUGCCAAUUCUUCAAAGCUGGGGUUGGCACUGCAAACGUUCGCCCCCAUUUUUGGUGUGAGGGGCUCAGGCUUGGCUGGGUGCUGGUGCCCGGGAUCUGCUGCAAAGGAGAGGUGUGGAAAGACAGCUGGAGAAAAGCAGAGGCUUGGGAAAUCCUUUGUAACAACCAAUAGCUCCUUAAAUUCAAGCAGCCACUCACCAACGCUGCUGAAUAAACCCCGCGCCACUCAGCGAGAUCCCUGAAGGCAGCGUAAAGCUGAACGCAUUCUCUGCCAACCUUCUUUCUGUUCUUACCACCUUCCUGCUUCUCAAGGGAGCCACACAUUAAAGAGCAGCCCUGUCAAACUGGUUGUCUCCUCCACUUUGCUUCCUAGCUGGCAUCUGUUGUUCCACCACAUUCAGUGGCUCGCAGCAGGAUGGGCACAGGGAAGGAAGAAGCGAGAGGAGGCCAAAUUCACCGUAGGUGGAAGUGGUGCUGUGCCAGGGAGGGGCUGGCAGAGCUGCACAUGGCCUCAGCAUUGAGAGGAAAGGAAGAGCCCAGAUUUCAGGAUUUCAGGAGUAGCCCAGAGCAGACGCAGGUACUGCACAUGCCUUCCUCGGCCUGCUGCUCUGACACAACGAGGAGGACCCUUCCCCUUCGAGGAACAGUUUGGGAAGGUGUUUCCUGGGAUGCACUCCAUCCAUCCAUCCUGCCCUCCUACCACUCAGCUAGCCCUUGGGCCAGCCAGGGGCACAUCAACUGGCCCAUCCUGACUGAAGUAUCUGGCAGCGCCGCCCAACAAGCAGUAAAAGCCCAGAAGGGAGCCCAGCAGGCAGGUCCCAGGCGCUCACAGCAGGAUGGGCUGGGUUUAGUUACUCUCACUGCUACUCUACCUCAUUUUCCAGCUGCACUCAGCUGGGAGAAGAGAAUCCCUGAUAAAAAAAAAAAAAAAAAAAACACUAAAAAGAGCCACUAAGAUGAUUAAGGAAGGAAAGGCCAAGAAAUCUGGGCCUAUUCAGCCUAGAGAAGGGAAAGCUCAGGGGAAUUAAUGUAUAUAAAUACCUGCAGGAAGGGUGCAAAGAAGAUGGAGCCGGGCUCUUUUCAGUGAUGUCCAGUGACAGGACCAGAGGCAAUGGGCACAAACUGAAACACAGGAGGUUCUGCUUGAACAUCAGGAAACACUUUUUUUUUUUUUACUGUGAGAGAGACCAAGCACUUGGACAGGUUGCCAGAGGAGGUGUGGAAUUGCCAUCUUUAGAGACAGUCAAAAGCCAGCUGGACACGGUCUUGGGCAGCCUGCUCUGGGUGGCCAUGCUUGAGCAAAGGGACCAGAUGAACUCCAGCAGCCCUUUCCAAUCUCAAAUAUGCCGUGGGGGGAAAAAAAAAAAAAAAAAAAAAAAAGUCAUGCAACUGGUGUUAAGUAAGCUGAAGCCCCCUGGCUUUGGAAAAGACCAAGAGCUGAUGCUCCAAGACUGCAGCAGCCAGUGCAAACACAAACAUCAAUAGCCUUUGCUUACCUUGGGUAAGGUGUAGGUGAGCCCAGGCUGGAGAAAGCCCUGGGGGAGCCAGUGAGGGAGUCCUGCUCCAAGGUCAUUCCCUAGCCUGGGAGAAGCCACAUUGUGAAGGGGAACUUUUCAUGUGCACAGAGUCCCCUGGAAAAGGGAGGGCAACGUUUCCCCUUCACAUGCCCGUGCGUGAAGGCUGGAGACGUGCAGGUGGUAAACACCACAGGGAACUUCAGUCUCAGACGUCACUUUGAGCUGUUUCACAGCGGCAGUGUAACGCUGAGUGUGGCGGGGGGAACAGGGAGGUGACGGAGGCCUCGUCCACAUUCGGGGGGCUUUGAAGGGAGAAAUAGCCAAAGAAGCUUCCAGAGCACCUCUAGAUGUGAAAGAACGGAAGCACUUCCCUUACUAGAGCGUAAGUACCGAUAGAAAGAGGUUUGGAUCAAAUGCUUUGCCACCUGGCUACCCCAGCGGACUAGAUGUGUAAGUGACAGGCAACGGGAUGUCGAGCAGGGGACAGAUAGGCUGUUAGGGGUUAGGCGGGGACACGGCCGGCUGCUUCUGCCUUAGGAUGGAGCGAAGGUGGGCUUGUCCUCUUAGGCCAGCCUGGCUCACCGCGGUGCCCAAAAGAGCAUGAAGAAACGAGUGAACUUACUGAAGUAAAAAAUAAAACACAAACACCAAGCCUGCAGCCUCCAUGCAGGUGGGCUGUUGGGGCACGAGAGAAGGAAGCAGAGGAGUUGGAAAACAUGAGCAGGAGUAAGGAGGAGCUCUACAGUGAGUCUGGGCUGCCAGUUCGCUGCGUCCUGGCGAGGCUCUCGGGACACCCUUCCAGUCGUGUGUGUGUGUCAGUGCGUGUCUGUGUGUUUAUCGCGGUGCGUGUCAUCACGUGGUCGCUGCAUGAAGCCCUAUUCCUCUUCUUUAGCACCUCCCAGUCAUCUGCACGCGUUUCUUUUCCAGCGGGGUUGCUAGUUUUAGUCCCCUCUUCAAGCCGAGCCCCGGGAUUUCAUGGAGGGGUGACACCAGGAGGAUGGCUCAGUCCUGCGAGGCACCAAGCACUAAGGCACUGGAAACCCUUGCAGGCCAGAGCACACCGUUUAGGAAGAUUAUUUUUUUUUUCCAGUAGUGCUCUGCAGUGAGAACACAAGAACAAAACUUGGGAGUGCUGUUUUCUCUGAUUGUUAAUCCUUUUUUUUUUUUUUUUUUUUUUUCCCUGCACUCAAACCAAUUUUGCAUGCAUCAGACAGGAAGAGGUACAGCACACAUUGAUACUAACAGAGAGAGAGAGAUUAUACUCUGCUCUGGGUCUAAUCGUAGAAUAAUCUCUACUGUGGUUGAAAAGCAAUAAUGGCUAAUUUUUUUAUUAAAUACACUUGCACAGGCAAAUGUCACCGACAGUUUGUGUUCUCCCGCGGCCGUGCUGGGAGCGGUGACAACGCUUGUGCUCAAGCUAAGGGGAGCAGCUGAAGGCCGCAGAGAGCUUGGCGGUGGGGGGAGGCAAUAGAAAAAGCACACUGUGAUUUUAUUUGGGUCAACGAGUGAGUGUAUUUCAGCCAUUCCUUCCCUUUCAAUAAGAUGUUUGUAUAAUAGAUAACCAGUUCAGCUCCCGAAAAAACUAAGCCCGUCCUUUGCUGUUUGUCAGUAAAAUAGUUUUUUGCAUGUUUUGCAUCUGAGUGGUUUUUUCCAACCCUUUGAAGCGAAUGAUACUCCUGGGGUCAGAGGCUGGGGGCCUGCUAGGGGCACCACAGGGCACCAGCGUAGGGGCAAGGGGUUAAGAGAGGAGGAGGUACAAGCGUGGCCUGAAUGGGGGGGGAAAGCUGCACCCAGCCUCGCUCUCUGAAGGAGGGCUGUGCGUUCCCCCCAGGUUAUGUGACAUCAUAGGACACUGUCCCAGAUUUUAGCCUGCUUGUCUCCCAACUCCCUGGGAACACAGGGAAGCUCUAAGGUCCAAAACUGAUUUAAAAAGAAGAUAAAUAUUUUUCCUGUUAAAACCAAAUUCUGAGUGCAAGCAACCUCCAGAGAGGAGCGUGGGCCUCUCCCGCCUAUUGCUGGCAAGGGCAAGGCACAAAAGGCAGGGCAUAGGAAACCUGGGACUGGCAUGGCCAAGAACUGUCCUCAUUUCCCAUUCUAGCAGUACUGAACGCUGCCACCGUGAACCAGUCCUUUAUAACGGUCUUCAUUCUGCUCUUUUCUCUCCUGGAACAGGACCACACAUACACAAACAGAGCAAGUCUGACACUGAGUGGGACUUCAGUCCUUAUGCGCAAAGAUGCUGAUGCACGAGUUGUUCUACAAGUCUGGGCAAAUCUGGGCACAUCUUAGUCAGGCUUGGUGGAGACGUUACGUGACAGCAGAGCAGCAAGAAAAAAAAAAAAAACAAC